UGUUCAGUGCUCAGUCCUCAGCUUCAGUUCGCUUCGGUUUCAGUUCGCAGUCACUUUGUCAACGGGUCGCAUGCGUGUUCGGAUAAUAGUCAGAAAAGUGUAUUAUUUUUGAAAAUAAUAAGCCACAAGAAGUUCAAUUCAAAAUCAUAUAGUAAAGUGCAGUGUUUGUGAAGUGAAACAACUCAUCAAGAAAAAAAUAAAACCAUGACAUCCUACGGUUCAACAGGCUGCCUUUUGCUGGGUUUAUUUUCCCUGCUGAUGUUUUUCAAUACAGCCUCCGCCGUUCUGCGUUGCUGGCGAUGCUCCACGGAUGUCUCGAACGGGGAGUUCUGCAACGAUCCCUUCAUUCCGGACUCGAUUUCGGAGCAGCAGCGCUACUGGAGCUACGUGAACUGCACCUACUCGGUGGGUGCCAAGUCGGUCAACGCCAGGCCCGUCUGCAAGAAACUCGUUCAGGAAGUCUACGGCAAGCGGGUGAUUUCGCGUUCCUGUUUUUACGAGGACAUGGACGACUCGGCGGACAAGUGCGCCAAUGACCAGACCUCGUCCUACAUAAAGACGGUCUACUGUCGCACCUGCACCACCGACGGCUGCAACGGUGGCGGCGGUGCCACGCCCCUAGUGCUGCUCCUGCUGCUGCCAGUAGUUUUGGCCUCCCUGCGGCACUUGCCACUAUGCAAAUGAGCCAGAGGAUCCCGCUCGGACUUAAUUACGCAACUGCGAGCUGAAGUUGAAGAUGGCCCGGGAAUUUCGGUGCUUUGACCGGACUCAACUGAAUUUCUUCAUCAAGUUUUUAGUCACUUUGCCACCACCACGAAUCUGCACAAAUCACUGGCGAAGGGGAAGGCUGGAAACCCUUUGCCAUCAUCCAUGUAAAUGUUACUUGGUCACCUCACCAACGAAAAUCAGAACAGUCACUCGUAGUCAACACUCUGCAACACCCAUCAUUCAACACUCGAUCACACUUAACGCUUACUUUGUUGUAACUUGUACAUCUUUGUAAUAUCUAUAUUAUUGUAUUUGUAAUUGAGAGGGCGGAGCCUUUGGCUGCUGCUCUUGAGUAAAUAAAUAAAUCGUAAUUAGAUGGUA
This is a messenger RNA of Drosophila ficusphila, 1089 nucleotides long. RefSeq lists its product as uncharacterized. The transcript has 3 exons. Lineage: Eukaryota; Metazoa; Arthropoda; Insecta; Diptera; Drosophilidae. The record is from RefSeq and is a predicted model, not a curated record. The coding region runs from base 205 to 684 and encodes 159 amino acids. Gene Ontology annotation, biological process: regulation of synaptic transmission, cholinergic; positive regulation of voltage-gated potassium channel activity; sleep.